This is a messenger RNA of Funneliformis mosseae, 276 nucleotides long. The record is from the annotation of a GenBank genome assembly. NCBI's taxonomy places the organism in Eukaryota, Fungi, Glomeromycota, Glomeromycetes, Glomerales, Glomeraceae.
AUGAAAGACUUAGCUGAAGAUGAACUUAUUGUAGAUUUAACAGAUGAUAUUAAUGAUGAUAUGUUCACUGAUGCAAAAGAUAAUAACAAUAUAUUGGCCAGUAUAAAGGAUGAUAAUAAUGCAUUGAUUAGUGCAAAAGAUGAUAAUAAUGUAUUGGUCGAUACAAAGGGUAAUAAUAAUGCAUUGGUUGGUACAAAAGAUGAUUCAUCAGCUGGUAUAAAAGACAAUGAUUUAUUAGCUAAAGGUAAUUCAGAAAUAGACUUUUUAGACAAUUAG